Molecule: messenger RNA, 915 nt
Organism: Fusarium subglutinans
Lineage: Eukaryota; Fungi; Ascomycota; Sordariomycetes; Hypocreales; Nectriaceae
Product: HYD1
Exons: 1
Coding region: 1-915 (304 amino acids)
Source: RefSeq, a predicted model, not a curated record
AUGGAUGACCAUCAGGACAAGAUCGCCACUUUAGCCGACGGGAGAAAGGUUUCAUAUGCUGUCUAUGGAGCCCAGGAUGACGAUGCACCCACUUUCUUCUAUCUCCACGGUUUUCCGGGGUCUCAUCACGAGGGUUACGUGAUUAGCAGCGCUGCAUCUCGGCAUGGCGUACGCGUCAUUGCGCCGACGCGCCCAGGGUACGGCGACUCGACAUUUCAGAAGAACAGAAAAAUACUCGACUAUCCCAAAGACGUCAUAGAGUUAGCAGAUAUCCUGUCUAUCAAAAGAUUCGCUGUCUUAGGCGUCUCUGGUGGUGGGCCCUAUGCCAUCGCUUGUCUCAAGGACCUUCCGUCAGAUCGUCUGGUAGGCAUCGGUACCGUCGCUGGCGUCAUGCCAAUGUCUUUCUCGACGCAAGGAAUGCUUACAAUGACACGACUCAUGUUCAACGUGGCGCCACACGCUACAAAAAUCUUGGGUUGGAUCACCGAUAGAGUGCUGGGCAACACUGCGAGAGACACCAAACACCCAGAGAAGUUGGAAGAAAUGAUGGAUAAAGACAUAAGUGCCAGAUCAGCAAGCGACAAAGAAGUUUGGGAGACUCAUCCAGACUUUAGAAAGUCCCUGAGGAGAGCUACGAGAGAGGCGAUGAAGCAGGGCGGCUAUGCAACUGCGUGGGAAGCACGAUUAUUUGGUAGUGAUUGGGGGUUUAAGCUGGAGGACGUCAAGGUUGAGAAGGGAAAGAUGAUAAUGUGGCAUGGAGAUUUGGAUGUAAAUGUUCCGAUUGGGGUGUCUGAGAAGGCUGUUCAGCUUAUGCCUGGUGCAGAGCUUAGAGUCAUGAAGGGGGAGAGCCACAUGAGUCUAAUGACCAAGGCGGAUGAGUUCACAUUGGCUAUGAAGGAUAUGCUAUUGAGAUGA